Messenger RNA from Capsicum annuum, 1190 nucleotides. RefSeq lists its product as uncharacterized. Bases 125 to 1042 code for a protein of 305 amino acids. The record is from RefSeq and is a predicted model, not a curated record. The transcript is spliced from 2 exons. Lineage: Eukaryota; Viridiplantae; Streptophyta; Magnoliopsida; Solanales; Solanaceae.
ACUAUCCUUCAAUAUAAAUUAAACCAGCCAAAACACCAUCACACAUCACUCUUCCAAGUGAUCUUGAUAAACCAUCUUCAUUCGAGUUCCAUAGGCAAAUCGACCGGCAAAUAAAAAAAGAAAAAUGUAUGGUGCUAGUAGAAUGAAGAGAGUUACUGACCCGUUAGACGAGAAAAUGAAGGCUCGAAUCAUUGGCGUUACCGAAAAAAAUGGAGACCUCGGUUUCUUCAGCAGUGGCAGUGAACACAGUGCUCACGCUGAUGAUGAUGUUGCUUCUCCUAGCUUCUCCGAUCUCGUUUUCGGUGAUCCUGUAAACAAAGAGGGAGACGAAGCUUCAGAAAAUGAUUCAGAUUCUGAGCCGGAUGUAUCAAUUAGCGAUUCAAUAAACAGUAUUCAGGAAAGGCCGAGCCUUGUUUUUCAAGGUGAAUUCGAUUUGUACCGUAAUGUCAUUGUAUCCAAUGUCGCUAAGGGAAUGGAAGCGUUUUCCUUCUUCAAAACGAAUAAAUCAAUGCUUCAGAGGAAUGUAAUGGCAUAUUUAAGGAAUUUAGGUUACAAUGCCGCGAUUUGCAAGACGAAAUGGGAGAGCUCCGGUGGACUAUCUGCUGGAAAUUAUGAGUUCAUCGACAUUAUCAAAUCGGAUUCCGCCAGUAGAAUCAUCACUCGCUACUUCAUCGAUCUCGAUUUCGCAGCACAGUUCGAGAUCGCAAGGCCGACGAUUCAAUACAAACAAUUAUUACAGUCAUUGCCGAAUAUAUUUGUUGGAAAUAUCGAUGAGCUAAAGCAGAUAUUGCGAACAAUGAGCGAUGCUGCGAGACGAUCGUUGAAAAGCAGAGGCCUAACGUUUCCGCCAUGGAGGAAGCACCGUUUCAUGCAGAACAAAUGGUUAAGUUCGUAUAAAAGGACAAUUAAUAUCAUGCCGACGGCGAACUCGCCGGCGUUGUUGUCGCCGUUAAAUCAGACGGUGAAGUGCAGGACCGUCGGGUUUCACACUACCGCCGUUAACGGCCGUGCGUUGUUUCCCGCGGCAGCCCGUACUAGGUGAUUAAAAGGUAGCAGUAAAAGCAAUUACUCAAAUUUUGGAAUAAAGUAAUACUAAUAGGAUAUUUAUUUUAUUUUUCUGCUUUAUUCAUAAUACAGUACUUGUAUUUGAUUAUACAUGAAAUUUAAUUAACAUCUGGUUUCUAUUCGAA